Molecule: messenger RNA, 30131 nt
Organism: Coregonus sp. 'balchen'
Lineage: Eukaryota; Metazoa; Chordata; Actinopteri; Salmoniformes; Salmonidae
Source: the annotation of a GenBank genome assembly
AUGAUGUGGGACUGCCCCAGCGUGAAGACCUUUUGGUCACAGGUUGCCAGGUCUGUGUCGAGCAUAGGGAAUGGCAGCACCAACUAUCUCCCCAAUAUAUUAUUGUUGAACGAUGACUCUUCACUGACUCUCACAGUACCUCAGAAACUAGUAUGGUUGUCUGGACGUCCUUUCACUAGAGCUCUCCAUCGCUCAUGUGAAUAGCGGCAAGGAAACAACAUUAGAUGCAUUCAAUAGAUGAGUUAAUGAAAAUCAAAUUUUAUUUGUCACAUGCGCCGAAUACAACCUUACUGUGAAAUGCUUACUUACAAGCCCUUAACCAACAAUGCAGUUCAAAUAUUUACUGUCAAUGUCAAUAGUCCGGGUGGCCAUUUUAUUAAUUGUUCAGCAGUCUUCUGGCUAGGGGGCAGAAGCUGUGAAGGAGCCUUUUGGACCGAGACUUGGCGCUCCGGUACCGCUUGCUGUGCAGUAGCAGAGAGAACAGUCUAUGACUUGGGUGACUUGAGUCUUCGACAAUUUUUUGGGCCUUCCUCUACCCGUCUGGUAGGCUCGCGUCACUGGGCAGCUCACGGCUGGGUUUCCCUUUGUAGUCCGUAAUAGUUUGCAAGCCCUGCCACAUCCGACGAGCGUCAGAGCCGGUGUAGUAGGAUUCAAUCUUAGUCCUGUAUUGAUGCUUUGCCUGUUUGAUGGUUCGUCUGAGAGCAUAGCAGGAUUUCUUAUAAGCGUCCGGAUUAGUGUCCCACUCCUUGAAAGCGGCAGCUCUAACCUCGGUGCGGAUGUUGCCUGUAAUCUAUGGCUUCUGGUUAGGAUAUGUACGUACGGUCACUGUGGGGACGACGUCAUCGAUGCACUUAUUGAUGAAGCCGGUGACUGAGGUGGUAUACUCCUCAAUGCCAUUGGAUGAAUCCCGGAACAUAUUCCAGUCUGUGCUAGCAAAACAGUAAUGAAUGUAUUUGCAAAUUAUGGUGGAAAAUAAGUAUUUGGUCACCUACAAACAAGCAAGAUUUCUGGCUCUCACAGACCUGUAACUUCUUCUUUAAGAGGCUCCUCUGUCCUCCACUCGUUACCUGUAUUAAUGGCACCUGUUUGAACUUGUUAUCAGUAUAAAAGACACCUGUCCACAACCUCAAACAGUCACACUCCAAACUCCACUAUGGCCAAGACCAAAGAGCUGUCAAAGGACACCAGAAACAAAAUUGUAGACCUGCACCAGGCUGGGAAGACUGAAUCUGCAAUAGGUAAGCAGCUUGGUUUGAAGAAAUCAACUGUGGGAGCAAUUAUUAGGAAAUGGAAGACAUACAAGACCACUGAUAAUCUCCCUCGAUCUGGGGCUCCACGCAGAUCUCACCCCGUGGGGUCAAAAUGAUCACAAGAACGGUGAGCAAAAAUCCCAGAACCACACGGGGGGACCUAGUGAAUGACCUGCAGAGAGCUGGGACCAAAGUAACAAAGCCUACCAUCAGUAACACACUACGCCGCCAGGGACUCAAAUCCUGCAGUGCCAGACGUGUCCCCCUGCUUAAGCCAGUACAUGUCCAGGCCCGUCUGAAGUUUGCUAGAGUGCAUUUGGAUGAUCCAGAAGAGGAUUGGGAGAAUGUCAUAUGGUCAGAUGAAACCAAAAUAGAACUUUUUGUUAAAAUGUCAACUCGUCGUGUUUGGAGGACAAAGAAUGCUGAGUUGCAUCCAAAGAACACCAUACCUACUGUGAAGCAUGGGGGUGGAAACAUCAUGCUUUGGGGCUGUUUUUCUGCAAAGGGACCAGGACGACUGAUCUGUGUAAAGGAAUGAAUGAAUGGGGCCAUGUAUCGUGAGAUUUUGAGUGAAAACCUCCUUCCAUCAGCAAGGGCAUUGAAGAUGAAACAUGGCUGGGUCUUUCAGCAUGACAAUGAUCCCAAACACACCGCCCGGGUAACGAAGGAGUGGCUUCGUAAGAAGCAUUUCAAGGUCCUGGAGUGGCCUAGCCAGUCUCCAGAUCUCAACCCCAUAGAAAAUCUUUGGAGGGAGUUGAAAGUCUGUGUUGCCCAGUGACAGCCCCAAAACAUCACUGCUCUAGAGGAGAUCUGCAUGGAGGAAUGGGCCAAAAUACCAGCAACAGUGUGUGAAAACCUUGUGAAGACUUACAGAAAAUGUUUGACCUGUGUCAUUGCCAACAAAGGGUAUAUAACAAAGUAUUGAGAAACUUUUGUUAUUGACCAAAUAUUUAUUUUCCACCAUAAUUUGCAAAUACAUUCAUAAAAAAUCCUACAAUGUGAUUUUCUGGAAAGAAAUUUCUCAUUUUGUCUGUCAUAGUUGACGUGUACCUAUGAUGAAAAUUACAGGCCUCUCUCAUCUUUUUAAGUGGGAGAACUUGCACAAUUGGUGGCUGACUAAAUACUUUUUCUCCCCACUGUAGUUAUGUGAUGACAUCACGUGUACCUUCAAAAGUAUUUGGCAAUCAUAAUUUAUUUGAAAAACACUGUUUCCAUCAUCAUUUGUCGCAAUAAAGGAAAUGCACCAGUCGAACGGAUAAAAAGGUUGUCGAUCUUUAGAAAAUGUCUCCUAUCUGCCAUUUCCAUUACACAUGUGUAGGGCGACCCAGCCCCUGAAGUGACUCUUCUUAUCAACUGUAUGCAAGGAUUCCUUUGUGUUAUCUUAGGAAUGACUCAUUAUCUUGCCAACCCCCAUUGUCUCACCUCUGAGAAGCAGAGGUAAUAUCCUGUAGGUUUGAUAUCUGAUUGGAGGCUAACUUUAUAGUAAUACUGUUGGUCAACAACUCAGUUUUUGAAUCCAAUCAACUCAGAUGCUUAUAAAAGGGUCUUAGAUUAUUUGUUCUUUCUCUUAUUUGUUCCUGACUUGCUGUGGUGAGAUACCUACACUUUUUCUCUCCCAUGAGCAAUGGGCCAUGGCCCAUAGCUCAUGAGAGAGAGAGAGACUUUUAUAAAAAUGGGAACAUAAGCAAACUUAUUUUCCACACAGACUAUCCCCUGGCAUGGCACAGUGCUAUACUAGCACACUACCCCUCUGUUAAGAGGGGGGGUGUUAGCGAUGGGUGGAAACUCAGGAAACUAGACAACGAGGACUCUGAGUCGUCUAAUAUAAAUCUCUAUAAAUCUGGAACAGUUUUGGUACAGUGCAACACCAAACAGUUCCAGCUGGACUUUCACCUAAUCAAAGAAAUAGCUCAGCAGGAGAAGCUCUCCCUUGAGAAAGAUACCCCCACCCCGAGCGGGUCAGACCAGACCUCUUCAUUAAAUAACCCCACAGAGUAACCUCAAGCUGAAAGUCAACUUCCCAGCACAGAGUACUACUCCCUCAUUGAAAUGAAGGAUAAAUUCACCCAGCUGGAGGUAAGGCAGGUGGAGCUGGAACAGCAGGUGAACACACUCCAGUCAGCACAGACCCAGACAACAGUCCAGCACAACAACACCCCCUUAACUAGACAUGGAGAGCUGGAGGUGUAGAGAGACAUGUCUGCACUCUGGACUGUGGUGAGACAACAUCAACAGGAGAAAGAGCAGGAGCAGGAGAAGAACAGAGCACUAGAGGAGAGGAUCAGAGUGCUGGAGGAGAAGGUGAGAAUGAUGACGGGUGACAGAGAACAACCCAUUAGAGAGCUGGCCACCCCCGCAGAGAAGCCAGCAGAACAGCCCAUCUUUGAUCCUGGCCAAAGUCUCGACACCGCAGCAGAACAGUACACCCUAGACCAUGACCAUAGCCUCAACAUCACAGCCAGACAAACAAAUGAAGAACCCCAAGCCCUGGGGCUCCCAACCCCUCUGAGCACCCCCCCCCACACCCACUGAGGACAUACACAAGUCCUUACGGACUCAAACGGGAAAUACAUACAAGAAAAUACACUUUUCCCCAAACACACAGUGUCUAAACUCUGGUGUCCAAACACCCAGCCCGCCCUAGACCUUCUGUCUGAGGACCAACUAGGAUCACCCAGCCACAUAAUACACACAGGCACAAACGACCUGAGAACACAGCAGGAAAGAGUGGCCACAGCACUCAAGGGAGUGAUAGAAAAAGCUUCUUCUACUUUCCCCAACGCACAAGUGGUUAUCUCAACCCUGCUACCACAAAAAUACUUCCACCCUGCUACCAUACAGCAGGUAAAUGACUAAGUAUUUCCCGUGACUGUGCAUCAAAACCAAAUGUCUACCUGGCCCACCACUCCACCCUGGACGUGAACAGCCUUUACGACCAGGUCCACCUAUACAAGGCAGCAGUGCCCACCUUCGCCUGGACCAUAAAGGAUAUCGCCCUCAACCGCAGACCAAACACCUCACAUAGGAGCAACAGAUCAACAGACACCCUGCCCAGACCAGCGAGACACUCUCCCAGACCCCCCCCCCCCCCCCCCCAGACCUACAUAUAGAGGCCCCCGCCGAGAGGACCUACAUCCAGCCCACAGCACCAUCAGCCACAUCUACACCCCCACCCCCACCAAUUAACACCCCACCAAGUCAACCAUGCCCACACCCCAUUUAGGCCCCCUCAGAUCAGACCUAUGCCCCUCCUACUCACCCCAUGCCCCCCACUCCCGCAAAGAGGGCCUCAACAUGAAAGUCACACAUACGCCCAGGCCGUGAGCAGGCAAACAGGCCCAACCCCCACUCAUACACUAGCCCAAGCCAAUGGCAUGUACCAGAUGCUCAGCAGGCUCUGCUCACAAUUACUGGCCUGAGGCCAAACCACACGACCAACAACAUUAGACACCUUAUGGAACACAAAGCCUUCACUAUUUCAUCCUGGAAUAUCCAAGGCCUGAGGUCAUCUGCCUUUGGCCUAAAGAGCAGGAACCUGGACUUCACCAAAGAAAUCGGAAAUACAGACAUUGUCAUCCUACAAGAAACAUGGUAUAGAGGAGACAGACCCACUGGUUGCCCUCUAGGUUACAGAGAGCUGGUAGUCCCAUCCACCAAACUACCAGGUGUGAAACAGGGAAGGGACUCAGAGGGUAUGCUCAUUUUGUAUAGAGCAGACCUAACUCACUCUAUUCAAUUAAUCAAAAUAGGAACAUUUUACAUUUAGCUAGAAAUUCAAAAGGAAAUUAUCUCAACAGAGAAAAAUGUCCUCCUGUGUGCUACCUACAGUGAAGGAAAAAAGUAUUUGAUCCCCUGCUGAUUUUGUACGUUUGCCCACUGACAAAGAAAUGAUCAGUCUAUAAUUUUAAUGGUAGGUUUAUUUGAACAGUGAGAGACAGAAUAACAACAAAAAAAUGUCAAACAUUUUAUAAAUUGAUUUGCAUUUUAAUGAGGGAAAUAAGUAUUUGACCCCUCUGCAAAACAUGACUAAGUACUUGGUGGCAAAACCCUUGUUGGCAAUCACAGAGGUCAGACGUUUCUUGUAGUUGGCCACCAGGUUUGCACACAUCUCAGGAGGGAUUUUGUCCCACUCCUCUUUGCAGAUCUUCUCCAAGUCAUUAAGGUUUCGAGGCUGACGUUUGGCAACUCGAACCUUCAGCUCCCUCCACAGAUUUUCUAUGGGAUUAAGGUCUGGAGACUGGCUAGGCCACUCCAGGACCUUAAUGUGCUUCUUCUUGAGCCACUCCUUUGUUGCCUUGGCCAUGUGUUUUGGGUCAUUGUCAUGCUGGAAUACCCAUCCACGACCCAUUUUCAAUGCCCUGGCUGAGGGAAGGAGGUUCUCACCCAAGAUUUGACGGUACAUGGCCCCGUCCAUCGUCCCUUUGAUGCGGUGAAGUUGUCCUGUCACCUUAGCAGAAAAACACCCCCAAAGCAUAAUGUUUCCACCUCCAUGUUUGACGGUGGGGAUGGUGUUCUUGGGGUCAUAGGCAGUAUUCCUCCUCCUCCAAACACGGCGAGUUGAGUUGAUGCCAAAGAGCUCCAUUUUGGUCUCAUCUGACCACAACACUUUCACCCAGUUCUCCUCUGAAUCAUUCAGAUGUUCAUUGGCAAACUUCAGACGGCCCUGUAUAUGUGCUUUCUUGAGCAGGGGGACCUUGCGGGCACUGCAGGAUUUCAGUCCUUCACGGCGUAGUGUGUUACCAAUUGUUUUCUUGGUGACUAUGGUCCCAGCUGCCUUGAGAUCAUUGACAAUACCUCCCAUGUAGUUCUGGGCUGAUUCCUCACCGUUCUCAUGAUCAUUGCAACUCCACGAGGUGAGAUCUUGCAUGGAGCCCCAGGCCGAGGGAGAUUGACAGUUCUUUUGUGUUUCUUCCAUUUGCGAAUAAUCGCACCAACUGUUGUCACCUUCUUACCAAGCUGCUUGGCGAUGGUCUUGUAGCCCAUUCCAGCCUUGUGUAGGUCUACAAUCUUGUCCGUGAGAUCCUUGGAGAGCUCUUUGGUCUUGGCCAUGGUGGAGAGUUUGGAAUCUGAUUGAUUGAUUGCGUCUGUGGACAGGUGUCUUUUAUACAGGUAACAAGCUGAGAUUAGGAGCACUCCCUUUAAGAGUGUGCUCCUAAUCUCAGCUCGUUACCUGUAUAAAAGACACCUGGGAGCCAGAAAUCUUUCUGAUUGAGAGGGGGUCAAAUACUUAUUUCCCUCAUUAAAAUGCAAAUCAAUUUAUAAAAUUUUUGACAUGUGUUUUUCUGGAUUUUGUUGUUGUUAUUCUGUCUCUCACUGUUCAAAUAAACAUACCAUUGAAAUUAUAGACUGAUCAUUUCUUUGUCAGUGGGCAAAUGUACAAAAUCAGCAGGGGAUCAAAUACUUUUUUCCCUCACUGUACAUCCCCUCACUAGAAUACCCAUACUUUAAUGAAGACAGCUUCUCCAUCCUGGAGGGAGAAAUCAAUCAUUUCCAGACCCAGGGACAUGUACUAGUCUGUGGCGACCUAAAUGCCAGAACUGGACAAGAACCUGACACCCUCAGCACACAGAGGGUCAAACACCUACCUGGAGGUGACAGCAUUCCCUCCCCCAUAUUCCCCCUAGGCACAACUACGACAACAUAACCAACAAAAACGGGUCACAACUCCUGCAGCUCUGUCGCACACUGGGUAUGUACAUAGUCAAUGGUAGGCUUCGAGGGGACUCCUAUGGUAGGUGCACCUAUAGCUCAUCUCUUGGCAGUAGUACUGUAGACUACUUUAUCACUGACCUCAACCCAGAGUCUCUCAGAGCGUUCAGUCAGCCCACUGACACCCCUAUCAGACCACAGCAAAAUCACAGUCUACUUGAACAGAGCAAUACUCAAUCAUGAGGCAUCAAAGCCAAAUGAACUGAAUAAUAUUAAGAAAUGCUAUAGAUGGAAGGAAAGUAGUGUCGAAACCUACCAAAAAAUAAUUAGGCAACAACAAAUUAAAUCCCUUUCAGACAACUUCCUGGACAAAACAUUCCACUGUAAAAGUGAAGGUGUAAACUUAGCAUUAGAAAACCUAAACAGUAUAUUUGACCUCUCAGCUUCCCUAUCAAUUCUAAAAAUCUCUAACAGAAAACUGAAGAAAAAUAACAACCCGUGACAAAUGGUUUGAUGAAGAAUACAAAAACCUAAGAAAGAAAUUGAGAAUCCUAUCCAACCAAAAACAUAGAGACUCUGAGCCUACGCCUUCACUAUGUUGAAUCACUAAAACAAUACAGAAAUGCACUAUGGAAAAAGAAGGAACAGCAUGUCAGAAAUCAGCUCAAUGUAAUUGAAGAAUCCAUAGACUAACCACUUCUGGGAAAAUUGGAAAACACUAAACAAACAACAACACGAAGAGCUAUCUAUCCAAAACGGAGAUGUAUGGGUUAACCACUUCUCCAAUCUUUUUGGCCCUAUAACAAAGAACAAACAGCAAAAAAAUAUACAUGAUCAAAUGCAAAUCUUAAAAUCAACUAUUAAAGACUACAAGAACCCACUGGAUUAUCCAAUUACAUUGAAUGAACUACUGGACAAAAUACAAACCCUCCAACCCAAAAAGGCCUGUGGUGUCGAUGGUAUCCUCAAUUAAAUGAUAAAAUAUACAGACCACAAAUUCCAAUUGGCUAUACUUAAACUCUUUAACAUCAUCCUUAGCUCUGGCAUCUGCCCCAAUAUUUGGAACCAAGGACUGAUCACCCCAAUCCACAAAAGUGGAGACAAAUUUGACCCCAAUAACUACCGUGGGAUAUGCGUCAACAGCAACCUUGGGAAAAUCCUCUGCAUUAUCAUUAACAGCAGACUAGUUCAUUUCCUCAGUGAAAACAAUGUACUGAGCAAAUGUCAAAUUGGCUUUUUACCAAAUUACCGUACGACAGACCACUUAUUCACCCUGCUCACCCUAAUUGACAAACAAACUUUUUUUUUUUUUAUCGUUGAAUUCGUUAUUUAACAAACUUUUUUUGUCAUUUAGCAGACGCUCUUAUCCAGAGCGACUUACAGGAGCAAUUAGGGUUAAGUGCCUUGCUCAAGGGCACAUCGACAGAUUUUUCACCUAGUCGGUUCGGGGAUUAGAACCAGCGACCUUUAGGUUACUGGCACAACACUCUUAACCACUAAGCUACCUGCCGCCCUGUCUUCUCAUGCUUUGUUGAUUUCAAAAAAGCUUUUGACUCAAUUUGGCAUGAGGGUCUGCUAUACAAAUUUAUGGAAAGUGGGGUUGGGGGAAUAACAUACGACAUUAUAAAAUACAUGUACACAAACAACAAGUGUGCGGUUAAAAUUGGCAAAAAACACACAUUUCUUUCCACAGGGCCGUGAGGUGAGACAGGGAUGCAGUUUAAGCCCCACCCUCUUCAACAUAUAUAUCAACGAAUUGGCGAGGGUACUAGAACAGUCUGCAGCACCCGGCCUCACCCUACUAGAAUCUGAAGUCAAAUGUCUACUGUUUGCUGAUGAUCUGGUGCUUCUGUCACCAACCAAGGAGGGCCUACAGCAGCACUUAGAUCUUCUGCACAGAUUCUGUCAGACCUGGGCCCUGACAGUAAAUCUCAGUAAGACAAAAAUAAUCGUGUUCCAGUUGCCAGGACCACAAAUACAAAUUCCAUCUAGACACCGUUCCCCUAGAGCACACAAAAAACUAUACAUACCUCGGCCUAAACAUCAGCGCCACAGGUAACUUCCACAAAGCUGUGAACGAUCUGAGAGACAAGGCAAGAAGGGCCUUCUAUGCCAUCAAAAGGAACAUAAAAUUUGACAAACCAAUUAGGAUCUGGCAAAAAAUACUUGAAUCAGUUAUAGAACCCAUUGCCCUUUAUAGUUGUGAGGUCUGGGGUCCGCUCACGAACCAACAAUUCACAAAAUGGGACAAACACCAAAUUGAGACUCUGCAUGCAGAAUUCUACAAAAAUGUCCUCUGUGUACAACGAAAAACACCAAAUAAUGCAUGCGGAGCAGAAUUAGGCUGAUACCCACUAAUUAUAAAAAUCCAGAAAAGAGCCGUUAAAUUCUAUAACCACUUAAAAUGAAGCGAUUCCCAAACCUUCCAUAACAAAGCCAUCACCUACAAAGAGAUGAACUUGGAGAAGAGUCCCCUAAGUAAGCUGGUCCUGGGGCUCUGUUCACAAACACAAACAGACCCCACAGAGCCCCAGUACAACAACAACAACACAAUUAGACCCAACCAAAUCAUGAGAAAACAAAAAGAGAAUUACUUGACACAUUGGAAAGAAUUAACAAAAAAAACAGACCAAACUAGAAUGCUAUUUGGCUCUAAACAGAGAGUACACAGUGGCAGAAUACCUGACCACUGUGACUGACCCAAACUUAAAGAAAGCUUUGACUAUGUACAGACUCAGUGAGCAUAGCCUUGCUAUUGAGAAAGGCCGCCGUAGGCAGACCUGGCUCUCAAGAGAAGACAGGCUAUGUGCACACUGCCCACAAAAUGAGGUGGAAACUGAGCUGCACUUCCUAAACUCCUGCCAAAUGUAUGACCAUAUUAGAGACACAUAUUUCCCUCAGAUUACAGAGAUCCACAAAGAAUUUGAAAACAAACCCAAUUUUGAUAAACUCCCUUAUCUACUGGGUGAAAAACCACAGUGUGCCAUCACAGCAGCAAUAUUUGUGACCUGUUGCCACAAGAAAAGUGCAACCAGUGAAGAACAAAAACACCUUUUGUAAAUACAACCCAUAUUUAUGUUGAUAUAUUUUCCCAUUUGUACUUUAACUAUUUGCACAUUGUUACAACAAUGUGUAUAUAUAUAUACAUAAUAUUACAUUUGAAAUGUCUUUAUUCUUUUGGAACUUCUGAGUGUAAUAUUUACUGUUAAUAUUUCUUGUUUAUUUCACUUUUGUUUACUAUCAACUUCACUUUCUUUGGCAAUGUUAACAUACGUUUCCCAUGCCAAUAAAGCCCUUAAAUUGAAAUUGAAUUGAGAGCGAGAGAGAAAGAGUAUAGGUAUCUCACAACAGCAAGCCAUGGUUUCUUCGUCCACCCUCUCUGACCAUGCUUAGAGUAAUAGCUUUAUGCCUUGAAUGUGAAACCAUUCAUUUCACAAGGUAAUUAAAUAAUACUUGUAUUUAUAGUUCCAUUCUCAGACAUUUCUUCAAUGCCUAUUACUGUAACUCAACUAUCGUCUCUUGCAUAUUGCUAUUUAUGGUGCAGGACGCAAAGAACUGUGUGGAGAAUGUGUGUGAUGUGGAUGGUGACAAAUGGUCUUGGCUGUGUAACCCCCAGGACCACAGUGGAGUCCUCAGAGCAGAACUGCAGCUGGAUCGAGCCUCAUGCUUUGGGUACACCGACAUGGGUAAGGCUCAUCAAGAUUGACAACAGUCUUUUUUCUGAAAUCCAGAGUAAACCUCCAAUGAGACACUUAUCAUUUUGUUUUGAUGUGCCAUACAAUGUAAUGACCAUUUCCUCCCUUGCUAUGUAAUUCGUAGGAAACUGUGGAUCUGAAUUCGUUCAGAUCAAUGUCGGCCGCUCCUCUUGGCAAUGGCCCCUGGAUUGGGCGGACAGGAGUUAGAAUGUUCAAGAAAGGUAAGAACAGAUAGGGCUGAGAUAAUAAUGAAUAAAUCGCCUCUACUAUUGGAGAAUGUGAAAUCGCUGGAGAAUUAACUGGAUGAGCUCCGUUCGAGACUAUUCUAUCCACUGGACAUUAAGAACUGUAAUAUACUAUGCUUCUCAGAGUCAUGGCUGAACAACGAUAUGGAUAAUAUCUAGCUGGUUUUUCUAUGCAUUGACAGGACAGAACAGCAGCGUCCGGUAAGGUCGGUGUGUGUCUCUUUAUUAAAAACAGCUGGUGCGCAAUCUCUAAUAUUAAGGAAGUCUCAAGGUUCUGCUCGCCUGAGUUAGAAUACCUCAUGAUAAGCUGUAGACCAGGGGUGUCAAACUCAUUUUAGCUCAGGGGCCACAUGGAGGAAAAUCUAUUCCCAAGUGGGCCGGACCGGAAAAAUCAUGGUAUAUAUAACUUAAAAACAACAACUUCAGAUUGUUUUCUUUGUUUUAAUACGAUCAACAUACAACAUAAAGCUGGAGCCUGAGGACAGUGUGUCCAAAAUAGUACAAGCACAACAUCACUAUUAAUCAUAAAACACGUCAAGUUUAUUUGAAAAUUCUAAAGAAAAAGAACACACAAACACACAAUGCCUCAGUGAUUAACAGAACUGUUUCACAGAUCACAGAACUAUAUCAGGGUGUCAUUUCUCAGGCAGAAAUGUAGAUAAAAAUAAUGAAAUCCUGUUCCCCAAACAAGUGCAAGAACCACAGAGUCAAGAAUAGGUUAAAUAUACAAAUAAAAUAAAAUCAAUUAAAAACAAUAGCACAUCAACAUAAAAACAUAUAAACAUAAAGCUGGAGCCUGAGGACAGUGUCCAAAAGCACAACAUCACUAUUAAUCAUAAAACACCUCAAGUUAUUUGAAAGUUCUGAGGACAAAGAACACACAAACACACAAUGCCUCAGUGAUUCACAGAAGUAUAUCACAGAUCACAUAACUAUAUCAGGGUGUCAUUUCUCAGGCAGAAAUGUAGAUACAAAUAAUGAAAUCCUGUUCCCCAAACAAGUGCAAGAACCACAGAGUCAAGAAUAGGUUAAAUAUACAAAUAAAAUAAAAUCAAUUAAAAACAAUAGCACAUCAACAUAAAAACAUAUAAACAUAAAUCUGAAAGCGUUGCUCAAACUCCCGUAACAGUCCAGUUAUUUUAUCUUUGAACCGCUUCAUGUCUGCCACGCACACAUUUUUCAGACAGGGGAAGUGAGCUGCAUCACCACCGGCAAGUUGCGUCUCCCACAAUGACAGCUUCAACUUGAAAGAACGUAUGCUGUCAUAAUACUGCGUGACAACUUUGUUGCGCCCUUGCAGCUGUUUGUUCAAGUUAUUCAGGUGCUCUGUAACAUCCACCAUAAAUGCAAGAUCCGGCAUCCAUUCUGCGGAAUGAAAUUCUAACACUGGUUUGCCCUUUUCUUCCAUGAACUGUUCAAUUUCUUCUCGUAAAUCAAAGAAACGCCUCAGCACAGCACCUCGGCUUAACCAUCUUACCUCAGUGUGGUAUGGCAGGCCAUAAAUGUGGUCUUUCUCUCUGAGAAGGCUGUCAAACUGACGGUGAUUCAGGCUUCUGGAUCGGAUGAAAUUAACAGUUUGGAUGACCACCUUCAUGACGUUAUCCAUCUUUAAUGACUUGCAACACAAAGCCUCCUGGUGCAAAAUACAGUGAAAAGUCAAAAAAUCACGUCCUCUAUUUGCAGAUUGCACUUUCUCUCUGAACUUUGUCACAACGCCUGCUUUUUUCCCGAUCAUUGAGGGCGCACCAUCUGUAGCCAGGCUGACAGCGCGGGACCAGUCCACUCCGACCCUGUCCAGCGCGCCGACCAGUGCGGUAAAAAUAUCAGCUGCUGUCGUUGUAUCUGUCAUCGGCACCAACUCCACAAACUCCUCGGUGACGGUCAAUGUGUCAUCAACUCCGCGGAUGAAAAAAUGGCCAGUUGUGCAACAUCUGUAAUGUCCGUGCUUUCAUCAAUUGCAACCGAAAACGCAAUAAAUGACUUUACUUUUUGCUUCAACUGGCUGUCCAAAUCCACUGAAAGAUCGGAAAUCCUGUCUGCAACUGUGUUUCUUGUCAGGCUGAUAUUUGCAAAAGCCUGCCGCUUUUCAGGGCACACAAUCUCCGCUGCCUUCAUCAUGCAUGUUUUUACAAAUUCACCCCAUUACUAAAUGGUUUUGAAGCCACUGCGAUUUCAUUAGCAAUGAGGUAGCUAGCUUUCACUGCAGCGUCACUGAUGUCUCGGCUGUGAGUAAACACAGACUGCUGUUUCUUCAGACCCGCCAACAGUUCAUUCACCUUCUCUCAUCUCCGCUGUCCUUGAAAGUUGUCAAAUUUGUCGGCAUGAAGACUCACAUAGUGGCGACGAAGGUUAUAUUCUUUCAACACUGCAACAUGCUCUGAACACACCAAACAUACAGCUUUCCCAUUCAAUUCCGUGAUUAAAUAGGAUUACCAUUUUUCUUGGAACACUCUGCACUCUGCGUCCACUUUUCUCUUUUUUGACAGAGACAUAUUGGGGCAAUGAGGGUGCCAAAGCACAUAAUGUUAAAAGUAGAAGCCGUAUAAAUAUCGCGGGCAAAACAAAGUAGCUCAUUGGCUGCACGUGCUUGACCUACUUGCUCUGCCCCGGUAUAAACAGUUUGCUUGCUUAACACAAUUGCUAUUGCGCCAUCCAGUGGACGCAAUUGGAACAGCAGUUUAUUUUAUUUAAAAAUUGCAGCGCAUUUUUAUACUUUAAAACAAAAAAACAAAAAAAUGUUUUUUUUUUUUUUCAAAAUCAUCUCGCGGGCCGGAUUAAACCCGUUUGCGGGCCUGAUCCGGCCCGCGGGCCGUACGUUUGACACCCCUGCUGUAGACCAUACUAUUUACCAAGAUAAUUUUCAUCAGUUUUUUUCAUAGCUGUCUAUUUACAACCACAAACCGAUGCUGCCACUAAGACCGCACUCAACGAGCUGUAUAGGGCCAUAAGCAAACAAGAAAAUGCUCAUCCAGAGUCGGCGCUCCUAGUGGCCGGGGAUUUUUAUGCAGGAAAACUGAAAUAUGUUUUACAUCACUACCGGCAUGUCACCUGUGCAACUAGAGGGAUUAAAAAAUAUAGAUCACCUUUAGUCCACACACAGAGAUGCAUACAAAGCUCUCCCCCACCCUCAAUUUGGCAAAUUGGACCAUAACUCUAUCCUCCUGAUUCCUGCUUACAAGCAAAAACACAAACAGGAAGUACCAGUGACAUGCUCAAUACGGAAGGGGUCCGAUUUAGCCGACGCUAAGCUACAUGACUGUUUCGCUAGCACAGACUGAAAUAUGUUCCCGGGAUUCAUCUGAUGGCAUUGAGGAGUUUACCACAUCAGUCACCGGCUUCAUUAAUAAAUGCAUCGACGACGUUGUCCCUACAGUGACCAUAUGUACAUAUCCCAACCAGAAGCAAUGGAUUACAGGCAACAUCCGCACUGAGCUAAAGGCUAGAGCUGCCGCUUUCAAGGAGCAGGACACUAAUCCAGACACAUAAGAAAUCCUUCUACGCCCUCGGACGAACAAUCAAACAGGCAAAGCGUCAAUACAGGACUAAGAUCGAUUCCUACUACACCGGCUCUGAUGCUCAUCGGAUGUGGCAGGGCUUGCAAACUAUCACGGAUUACAAAGGGAAACCCAGCUGAGAGCUGCCCCAGUGACACGAGCCUACCAGAUGAGCUAAAUGCCUUCGAUGCUCACUUCGAGGCAAGCAACACUGAACCAUGAGUGAGAGCACCAGCUGUUCCGGCCGACUGUAUGAUCAUGUUCUCCGUAGCAGAUGUCAGUAAAACCUUUAAAACAGGUUAACAUUCACAUGGCCGCAGGGCCAGACGGAUUACCAGGACGCGUACUCAGAGCGUGUGCUGUCCAGCUUGCAAGUGUCUUCACUGACAUUUUCAACCUCUCUCUGACCCAGUCUGUAAUACCUACAUAUUUCAAGCAAACCACCAUAGUCCCUGUGCCUAAGAACGCCAAGGUAACCUGUCUAAAUGACUUCCGCCCCGUAGCACUCACAUCUGUAGCCAUGAAAUGCUUUGAAAGGUUGUUCAUGGCUCACAUCAACACCAUCAUCCCAGAAACCCUGGACCCACUCCAAUUCGCAUACCGCCCCACAACAUCCACAGAUGACGCAAUCUCUAUUGCACUCCACACUUCCCUUUCCCACCUGGACAAAAGGAACACCUACAUGAGAAUGCUGUUUAUUGACUACAGCUCAGUGUUCAACAUCAUAGUGCCCUCCAAGCUCAUCACUAAGCUUAGGACCCUGGUACUGAACACCUCCCUCUGCAACUGGAUCCUGGACUUCCUGACGGGCCGCCCCAAGGUGGUGAGGGUAGACAGCAACACAUCCACCACGCUGACCCUCAACACGGGGGCCCCUCGGGUGUGUGCUCAGUCCCCUCCUGUACUCCCUGUUCACCCUCGACUGCGUGGCAGUGCACGACUCCAACACCAUCACUAAGUUAGCUUACGACACAACAGUGUUAGGCCUGAUCACCGACGAUGAUGAGACAGCCUAUAGGGAGGAGGUCAGCGACCUGUCUGUGUGGUGCCAGGACAACAACCUCUCCCUUAAUGUGGACUACAGGAAAUGGAGGGCCAACGGGGCUGUAGUGGAGUGGGUGUCCACAUCACUAAGGACGUAUCAUGGUCCAAACACACCAACACAGUCGUGAAGAGGGCAUGACAACGCCUCUUCCCCCUCAGGAGGCUGAAAAUAUUUGGUAUGGGCCCUCAGAUCCUCGAAGUUCUACAGCUGCGCCACCGCUUGGUAUGGCAACUGCUCGGCAUCCGACUGCAAGUCACUACAGAGGGUAGUGUGUACGGCCCAGAAGUGUGUGGAGUGGUUGAAAAACGAGUUUUAAUGACUCCAACCUAAGUGUAUGUAAAUUUCCGACUUCAACUGUAUAUAUAUAAAAAUGUAUAUAUAAUUCCCAGGAUGGAAAAACUUUUCAGUGUAAACUUAAAGGACAAAACCAGAUAUAAAGUAUGUAGAAAAUAUAAUGUACCUAUAUAUUUUAAUAAGAUCCUCUUUGAGAACUAACAAUCACCUAAAUAAAAGCUAGACAGUCAGGGAGAAUUUUCUAAAAUGGUACAUUCAGGAGUGUAUUUGUCAUGGCAUGGGGCCCGGCAUUGAUUUUGUUAUGUUUGAGUCACUCAGAUAGCAUAAGCCAUGGCAAGAUGUGUAGAAUUGCAGGAAAUUGCUUUAAAACAGCUACAUUUUGUCGCUGUGGCCAACAGGAGGGCCAAAAAAAAUAUAUACAUCUGCGACCGCACAAUUGGCCAACCCAAUGGCCACUCCCCUCCCACCACCUAAGCCCCAUUUUGAUCAAGACAAAACCCCUAAAGCAAAGAUUUUUAUAACUAACCCAAAAUUGACCAGAGCCUGUCGUUUCCAAUGGGAGCAAAUGCAUCGUAGUGGGCAGAAUAAGCAAGGAGGUGGGCAGAGAUAAGCACGAGCGAGUGAGAUCCUAUUGGCGUGUUCUAGCAUUUAUUUGCAUAUUUCCAUUAGGGAACCCCUACUCUGAAGUGGGCGGGUGCAAUAACUGAAUUCGCCCUUGCACUCCUUCUAAACAACAUCAUUUUUUAAAACUUUGGCAAAGGGUAAAAUCUACAAAACGCAGUCCACUCUGUUUGUUACAGAUUCUAGUUUUGGAAAUAGAAAACUGUAUGGAGAUAAAAUGUUUAAUCGAUGAGAAAAUGUGCAGAAUGUGGGCCAAAAUCCAUCUCGCUCCAUCUUUUCCCACUGCCGGCCACUGGGGUUCCUCUCAUCACCAUAUUUGGUAGUGAGUGGAAAUGCCAACCGGAUGCUUCACAUUUAUACAUCCAGUGAAAUAUCUGGCUCAUUGUUCUAUCUGUGCCUGAAGCUCUCCCAGUUUGUCCUUCCUGCGCAUCCGCAGCCCCCUGGAGGAGAGCGAGGAGGGCUCCACACAGACUGGCAAAGAGAACCAGGGUCAGGUGUGUACAGACUGAGGGCUUGGAAGUGUGCUCUUCAGAGAGAAAGGUACAGUAAAUUGCAGAGAAACAGAUGAGAGUUGUAGAUUUGUGUCUUCUUAUGGUGAUCGAUGUGGACUGUUAUGAGAUAGCAGUAAGUGUGUUUUGGAGGGUAAGUGCGUGUUUUGGAGGGUAAGUGUGUGUAUACUUUGGGGGUAUACAAUAGGUGUGUAUUAUGAGUAAACAUCAGAGGCCAGAAGUGUGUGCUUGUAUUCUCACUCUCCUUUGACCUUCUCUCUAUUCAGACAAACCCAGACAAAUCAGCAUCAGGCGUGAGAGAAUGUCUUUCCAGCCCUGCUGUGCAGAGAACCUUCUUUGGGGGAGCGAAAGGGUGGGUGAGAGUUUUUUUGGAGUUUUGUAUGCAGUGUCACACACUGUCAAACAGAUUAAACAACAUUUUGAUAAAGACAGUAUUGAAUUAAUAAAUAUAUUACAGAAUAUUACUUACACCUUGGUUUGUGUGGGUCUGAGCUGGACAGCUGGUAUGGUCCUCGCAGCUUCCCAGGCUGCCAGGUGCUCCUUUCCACUUAUUUUUCUCCCAGUCGCACCUUAUCCUCUGGCACUCAGAAUACAGCAACCCCUACCCCUCCCACAGCCAAGCCAGAUACAGCAAUCCCUCCCACAGCCAAGCCAGAUACAGCAAUCCCUCCCACAGCCAAGGCAGAUACAACUACCCCUACCCCCAACAAGGGCAAGCCAGAGGCUCAUACAGCUACCCCCAACAAAGGCAAGCAACUGGGAAAUACGGGAAAUAUACACCCUCACACAGGUGAACACCUCAGCUGUCAGAAAUACCUAGCCCAAUAAAGGACUAAAGGAGCCUAAUGUUACUCCUUAUAGUCCAGGACCUUACAUGUUCUGUUUAGAGGCCAAUUGGCUUUGGAAGCCAUAAUAGCCAAAUACUCCAUCUAUACGUGAAUCGAUUCUCAAUUGCGGUACGGUUCUAGAAACAUAAAUCCCUAUACUUUCAUAUCAUAUCAAAAUAAUUUCACAAAUGCAAAAUAUACACUUACUGUCAUGACUUCCUCCGAAGUUGCAACCUCUCCUUGUUCGGGCAGGCUUCGGCGUUCGUCGUCACCGGCCUUUUAGCCACUGCCGCUCCUCAUCUCAUCAUUCCAUUUGUUUUGUCUUGUUUUUACACACACCUGGUUCAUAUCCCCUCAUCAGUACCUGUAUAAGUGUUCCCUCUGCCCCCUUGUAUUUGUGUGUGAUUGUUUAUUGUGGAGGAUAGCUAAGCUCGGUGGAGCUCCUUGUAUUUUGUAUUGCCGGGAUAUUUCCCUGUGUGUCUUGUAUUUUCCAGUGCGCCUGUUUUGCACACUAGAGUGUUUGAUGCAUUUCUGCGUAACUCUGUAUUUGCGGAAUAAAGCCUGUUAUUCUGUGAUUUACCCUCCUGCGCCUGACUCCUUCGACAUCACCUCAUCACACUUACUGUACACUGUUUUAACCGGUUUUAACACAUUUGCAGCCAACAGUAUUUUUCAGUGACAACUCGUUUGUGGUGUCCGUCUUUCGUUUACACACAGGUGUUCGGAGACGCAGAUAGCUAAUUAGCACAGGUAGUCCACUGUCUUCCAUCUGUUUUCUGUAAACAAGCGCUGUAACAUGGCAAUAUGGCCGUGUUGGAACCCUAACCCUAUAAAGGUGCAUUGUAAUUCAACCUUUUUGUUUUUUGAAAAUAAUUUAUCGCUGAUAUGAAAGACACGCUCCUAACACGCAAGCGAUGCGUGUUAAUGUUUAGAGCAAGCGUCGGGGCUCUUAACAAAACUCCCCCGGUCAGAAGAUACUAUCGUCAAUAGUCGCUAAAGCAGUUAGCGUUUAUGAAUGGGGUAAGAAAUACCAUGCAUCAAGCUUGAGAAACACUGAGCUUGAGAAAUUAUAAAUGGUCAUGUUUUUCAGCUUCAAGGGAAAUACUCCUGAAAGACAGCUGAAGAGAAAACCAAACUCCAAAAUCAGGUAUUCUUUUAUACAUCAGCCCAUGGAUAAUUUUGUGAGGGUAAGCUUAUCCUACAUCUGCACUUAGGGGCAGCUUCCAGCUCGCACGUAUCUGUCGGUGCACAGCAUUAAUCUGUCCUUUACCUCCCUCUGUCAGGCAGAACCAGCUACAUGUCACCACUUUUAGUAAGCAGAGAGAACCUGCAGUCAGUAAGGGGCCUACAGCUACCCCACAACACAUUUGAUUUCAUAUGAUACUACCAACUUUUUCAGCCCUACCGAUCUAAAGAACCUGUUGGCGCAUGUUAUAAAAUAUUUAUAAAGUCAGUUUUGUUUAUAAAUUCUGUUGAAUUUAAGCAACAGCCACUAGUCUCUUGUAUGCGCAGGUCCAAUAAUAUCCACUUCACUUUCAUGUGUGGCAGCUUUAACAUGAUUGGUUGACGGUAGUACAUCCAACCUUCACAUCUAGCUUCUUCACCUGCGGGAUCUUUGGGGGGGGGGGUUGCAUUGCUGAGGAGUAUUUCUGUCUGUAAUAAAGGCCAUUUGGCGGUAAAAUCUAAUUCUGAUUGGCUGGGCCUGGCUCCCCAGUGGGUGGAAUAUUCCAAGAAAGCAAAAUGACGUUGAAAAUACGUAUUUUCCAGAGGUUGAAAUCAGGUUCAUUUUCGGUUCUGAAUGAAAGUUGAAAACACUUAUUUUCCUGAUGUUGAAAAUACGUAUUUUAAAGACGUUGAAAAUAUGUAUUUUCCGGAUGUUGAAAUCAGGUUCAUUUUUCGUUCUGAAUGAAAGUUGAAAAUAAGUAAUUUAUAGACGUCUAUGUUUGGGUCAAAUCAAGGCUGGUCCAGAUUGGACAAGAUCUGAACCAAACAUAGACAGACGUCUAUGAUUGGUUCAGAUUCGGUCUGGACCGGACAAAAAAACUAUGUCCCUGGAUGUGGAAAUCAAGGCCGGUCCGGAACUGCACCAAAAAAAGACGUCCAAAAGAUGUCGGCUCGUACUUACUGGGGUGUAGCCUACCAUGUCAGCCCACAAUGGAAUUUUAGGAAUGCCCAUCCAUGUGGUAGGCCCACCGUUUGUAAAACAGGCCACCAUUGCAUUGGCUUUAUUAGUCCUGAUUCCUGUGACUAAUCAAUUUGGCCAUUUAAGCUCUGAAUAUCAGCUAGUAGAUAACCAACUUUAUCAGGAGUUAUCGUGAGCCUUUUUGUAAUGCUUUUACACAGUGAGAAAUGCAGAAGUAUUUUUUUUCCCGCUAUGAUCAGCUUGUCAAAAAUUGACAGAUACAAACUUGAACCCACUGAUCAUGACAAUGUGGUGAAACUCCUGGACAACAGUUGUGAUUGUCCAUUCCAUAUUGUCCAUUUUACUUUGACCUGUCCAGUUUUUAGUAUAUGUUGUUUGUUAACAUGACAGCUAAUUUUUUAUUUGAUUGAGCGCCAUUUAGGUUAGGCUAUUUGAUCAGAGAAACUUGCAUGAUGUAAAAAGUGUCCGUCUCAUUACAUUGUCAUACAUGUUAUCUCCAGCCUGUAGGCUACAGAAAAGGCCACAUACUCUUUCUACCAUAUCCUAUAUCUGCUACAUUAUUUAUGUUAGAUACAUUUUUUGACGGAACGUUGGUGAAGUGCUGCAGAGUCUCUCCAACAGCACCCUGGAGAGGCAUGCUGGGAAUGGACAAGCAAAAUAUUUUGCUCCCCUGCCUUUGACAAAGUGGGCACUGCUUAUCAAAGGGCGGCAUCAGCGCUCACCUAAAAAGCCCAUAUGCCACCGGUUGUGAGAAAUUGUCAUUGAUUUUGGGCAGAAUUAUGUGAAUUAUAUUGAUUUAUUGUGCUCCUUCAAUUUUGUUUGGUGCCUAACGUUUUGAAAGUUGGGAGCAGUGUGUGUUUGUGAGAGAGAGAGUGGUGUGUGUGUGUUUAUGAAAGUGAGGGAGACAGGGAGUGUGUGAGGAAGGGAGAAGGGAGAGUGUCUGUGUUAACUGAAGUGUAAAGGUUUCAUGCAGUGUUUUAUCAUUACUGACACAAUGACAUGCAGAUCAUUAUGCAUGUAUAAUCCUUCCUCCCAUUCCUCCAGCCAAAUCACAGGUAGGCCUUUGAAAGUAUGAGCAAAUCAGCCAUUCUAUGCAGUAUUCUAUUAUACACUGAACAGUGUGAAGUUAAAUUAAAUGUGUUGGAUUGAGUAGAAGUGUGAAUUUCAGUGACCAGGUUUUUGGAGAACGUUUAGAAAAUGUGCACAAGCGUCCGGGGGACAGGGUGAACAGGAUGCUAGGCCACAGAUCUCUUUUUACAGUGGUAUUGCGAUACUACUCGGUAUCGUGAUACUUGCCCUGGUAUCUUAUCGUUUGUAAAAAUGUUGGUAUCGUGACAACACUACUGCCCUCUCUGCUCCUUCAGGUUCCCUCUGUCCCACAUCCAGAUGCACGCCAGUACCUGUGGAGACCACGUGGACUCCCAUGUCAUCUGGGUGGACUAGGAAAGACUGCAUUGUAUAUUUACACGUUUCUGCUUUUAAUCAGUGGGCAGUGCAGCAAACGUGGAUACACUAUUGUUUUUAAUAUACUGUAUUUUUAAUAUACCUAUUACAUAUUGUAUAGUAUAAACAACAUCAACGAUAAACUGUGUUCAGGACAUCUAUUUCAGAAGUAAUCAAUCAUAAUUGAAAUGAUCAAUUCAUUUUUGAUUUAUCUGGGCUUGUUGGCUGCUCCUUGUCUUUUUUUCACCACUCUGAACUUGUUCCACAGGGAACAUUAAUGACUGCUGCUACCUGUUAGUUAACAGCUGUCUCACCUGCAGCAUUUCCACUGGGGAGCGUUGCAGUGUUAAUGUUAAUAGAGGCUUGGUAAGGAAGGCAAGGGCCACUCCCUGGUUUGGGCCUAGCCAGGCGUGAAACACACUGAAAUGGUUGCUUUUUAAUUGGUCUUGUCCCAGGGGAGUAGAGAUGUGUUAUUUGGAUUGUGGGGAGUCAUUCUAACCAAGCUCUGUGUAGUCAGCCGAGAGCACAUGACCACAGUGAUCCAUUUUCUGCACACUGACUGAGCCCAAAACAGCAGUCAGCGGACCCCACUGCCGUUCUCUCCUACCCUUCUCAGCCUCAAGAAUAACCAGGGCGCUUGGAUUUCCACCGAUAAUGUGAGAUCAUCUUCAUACUAGGGACAAUUACUCCAUUAUCUGUCCAUUUUACUGAAGAAACAUGGAAAACCUCACAGUGAGUGUAUUUGAAAUAAACUUUUCAUAGAAAAGAAAGAUGUUAUGCAAUUGAUUGAAAUAUGUGCAUGUAUUCUAAUGUUAAAAAAAAAUCAUGUAAUAGAAUUUGUUUGUUUAUAAUACUCUAAUAAACUUCAAUUGUAAAGUUCCUUUCUUACAUUAUUUGCACUUUGCAGCCCAAAGUGCUCUACAAACGAUUAAAAAGCAGUGAAUAUUUGUUUUAUGCAAAGAAUGAAAGAAAAGGACAUUAAGAAUUAAUAUGAACAGAUUAUUACUGAUCGUCUUGGUGAUAUCUUGCCAUUUUAUCUAGGGAUGGUCCACAUAAUAAUAUGACAUGUUUUCUACUUAUGUCUUCAUAGUGUAUAUUCCUGUUAAAUGCUCAGAUCAUAAUAAUAAUAAUAAUAAUAAUUCAUUUAAUUUGUAAAGUGCUUUUAUCACACUCAAGGUGCUAAAUUAUUAAUAGCAUUAUAAUGCUAUUGUCCUACUGUAUAAUACCUGCUUGGUAAUCCCAUUUAUGAAUGUCAAUGUUCUUAUUUAGGCUACCCAGGGUAGACAAAUGAUUAGUGAUGUGUCAUAUUUUAUUAUAAAUAUUUGUAUUAAUUAAAGCUAGAAUCCUUAAUUGAAUCAAUAACAAAGCAUUUUCCACGCCCCUGUUUCGCAAAAAAGUUAAGGGAUGGGGCUGGAGAAAUGUAACCACCCUCAAAUGUAUAGACGGAGCUAUGCACGCAAGGAUUGACCAUCCAUGAUAUCAAAUGAAUAGUUUUAACCAUGUUUUGAGGAUAUACAGUGAUUGUUUACAUUUUUAGGGUUCUGAUGGGGUACGAUAGUUGAACUAAGCUCAUGAGACAUUUCUAAGUUAUUUUCUUCUAGAAUCAAUGGGUAUACAGUGAGGGAAAGUUUGCCCAAGUUUGCCCAAGCUGAUUUUGUAAGUUUGCCCACUGACAAAGAAAUGAUCAGUCUAUAAUUUUAAUGGUAGGUUUAUUUGAACAGUGAGAGACAGAAUAACAAAAAAAAUAUCCAGAAAAAACGCAUGUCAAAAAUGUUAUAAAUUGAUUUGCAUUUUAAUGAGGGAAAUAAGUAUUUGACCCCCUCUCAAUCAGAAAGAUUUCUGGCUCCCAGGUGUCUUUUAUACAGGUAACGAGCUGAGAUUAGGAGCACACUCUUAAAGGGAGUGCUCCUAAUCUCAGUUUGUUACCUGUAUAAAAGACACCUUUCCACAGAAGCAAUCAAUCAAUCAGAUUCCAAACUCUCCACCAUGGCCAAGACCAAAGAGCUCUCCAAGGAUGUCAGGGACAAGAUUGUAGACCUACACAAGGCUGGAAUGGGCUACAAGACCAUCGCCAAGCAGCUUGGUGAGAAGGUGACAACAGUUGGUGCGAUUAUUCGCAAAUGGAAGAAACACAAAAUAACUGUCAAUCUCCCUCGGCCUGGGGCUCCAUGCAAGAUCUCACCUCGUGGAGUUGCAAUGAUCAUGAGAACGGUGAGGAAUCAGCCCAGAACUACACGGGAGGAUCUUGUCAAUGAUGUCAAGGCAGCUGGGACCAUAGUCACCAAGAAAACAAUUGGUAACACACUACGCCGUGAAGGACUGAAAUCCUGCAGCGCCCGCAAGGUCCCCCUGCUCAAGAAAGCACAUAUACAGGCCCGUCUGAAGUUUGCCAAUGAACAUCUGAAUGAUUCAGAGGAGAACUGGGUGAAAGUGUUGUGGUCAGAUGAGACCAAAAUGGAGCUCUUUGGCAUCAACUCAACUCGCCGUGUUUGGAGGAGGAGGAAUGCUGCCUAUGACCCCAAGAACACCAUCCCCACCGUCAAACAUGGAGGUGGAAACAUUAUGCUUUGGGGGUGUUUUUCUGCUAAGGGGACAGGACAACUUCACCGCAUCAAAGGGACGAUGGACGGGGCCAUGUACCGUCAAAUCUUGGGUGAGAACCUCCUUCCCUCAGCCAGGGCAUUGAAAAUGGGUAGUGGAUGGGUAUUCCAGCAUGACAAUGACCCAAAACACACGGCCAAGGCAACAAAGGAGUGGCUCAAGAAGAAGCACAUUAAGGUCCUGGAGUGGCCUAGCCAGUCUCCAGACCUUAAUCCCAUAGAAAAUCUGUGGAGGGAGCUGAAGGUUUGAGUUGCCAUACGUCAGCCUCGAAACCUUAAUGACUUGGAGAAGAUCUGCAAAGAGGAGUGGGGGCAAAAUCCCUCCUGAGAUGUGUGCAAACCUGGUGGCCAUCUACAAGAAACGUCUGACCUCUGUGAUUGCCAAUAAGGGUUUUGCCACCAAGUACUAAGUCAUGUUUUGCAGAGGGGUCAAAUACUUAUUUCCCUCAUUAAAAUGCAAAUCAAUUUAUAACGUUUUUGACAUGCGUUUUUCAGGAUUUUUUUGUUGUUAUUCUGUCUCUCACUGUUCAAAUAAACCUACCAUUAAAAUUAUAGACUGAUCAUGUCUUUGUCAGUGGGCAAACGUACAAAAUCAUCAGGGGAUCAAAUACUUUUUUCCCUCACUGUAUAUAAUUAAUUUAUACGUCCAAAAAUGGAUGUAGCAGCUAAGGAUUCUAGUUUGGAUUAAUGCUGUUUAGAUUUGGAGACAUCAAAGCAAUAAGCUGUCUCUGUGUCUCCUUGUGGUUUUAGCCAGAGCAAUGGCGGGAGAUAGUGAACAAGAAGAUGCGCUUCCCUCCGGAGCUGAUCAGUGCCAUCCAGGAGGGGAACAUAGUGAUGGUGUGUGGCCUGCUGAAUACUGGUGAUGGUAUCAUCCGCCAGCUGGAUGACUCCGAGGACCGGCUGUGGAGAGAGUCCCUCAACCUGUCCAUCCGCCUGGGCAACGAGGACACCAUGGACGCCCUCCUCCAGGGCAUCAAGUUUGACUUUCGCCAGAUCCAUGAGGCUCUGCUGGUCGCCGUGGACACCAACCAGCCCCGCGUGGUGAAGAGGCUCCUCGACCGCCUGGACCAGGAGAAGGGCAACAAGAUGGACGUGCGAUCCUUCUCCCUGGCCAUCUUCGACCACUCUAUCGACGACUCACAGUUCGCCCCUGGCGUGACCCCGCUGACCCUGGCCUGUCAGAAGGACCUGUAUGAGAUUGUCACCAUGCUGACCCAGAAGGGCCACGUCAUCCCACGGCCACACAAGAUCUCCUGUGCCUGUCUAGAGUGCAGGAACGGGCGGCAGUAUGACCUGCUGAAGUUCUCCCUGUCUCGCAUCAACACCUACCGUGGCAUUGCCAGUCGGGCCUACCUGUCCAUCACCUCAGAGGACGCAAUGCUCAGUGCCUUCGGCCUCAGCAAGGAGCUCCGCAAACUCUCCAAGAAGGAACCCGAGUUCAAGGUUAGAUCCUGUUUGUGCUUAUGCCCAUUUAGUCGCUCUGCACAAAGUAUGUGGUGUAUUACACUGGAACUAAUCUCUCGUGGACAGACUAUGUAAACAUACAUUACGCACAAUUUUAGUUCUGGGUUAACUGAGAUUACCCUGAAACAGGAAUAUAACUAUAUAGGGAAAUUAAUGUUUUCAUUGUGAGUAACUAUAAUUUGCUACCAUACCAUUACCAUAUUAUUACCAUUUUAUUCCAUGCUGUAAUGUGAAGUGCUAUUAGGUUGUUUAUCUGAGUGAUUGUUUGUGUUCUCUCUCUCCCCCAGCCUCAGUACUUGGGUCUGGAGGAGCUGUGCCAGGAGUUUGCAGUGGAGCUGCUGGGAAUGUGCCGUAACCAGAGUGAAGUCACCACCAUCCUGAACAGCUGUGGAGAUGAAAGCCAGGACGCCCUUGACCAGCAGGCCUUUGAGGAGGGCAUCCCCAACCUGACCCGCCUUAGGCUCGCCGUCAACUACAACCAGAAACAGGUAGAGCCACAGUCCUCUACGGAGCUAGUAGACAAGACCAUCCCUGGGUAUUUUAUACUGUACAUAGGCCUAUAUUCUGAGUGGUGUUAUUUGGGGUGCUGCUGUCAUUGAUUUAUAACGAACAUGUUCAGUGAGAUGAAAGGUGCAAUCCUCUCCAUAUUUCCAGUUUGUGAAUUGUGGCCGCUCUUUCUGUCUUUCUAGUUUGUAGCCCACCCUAUCUGCCAGCAGGUGCUGUCCUCUAUUUGGUGUGGAAACUUGUCUGGCUGGAGGGGCAGCAGGACGGCAUGGAAGCUGCUGGUGUCUGUGGGGAUCUUCUUCACCAUGCCGCUCCUCUGCCUCGUCUACUGGAUCGCACCCAAGUCCAAGGUCAGAUGGCCUCAAGUUCUGUAAAGGUGGUGAUGUUUUAUGGACCUUGUGUGACUCUGUGUGGGUCUGUCUUGGGCCUGCAGAUGUAUGGGUCCAUUUUCUCAUGUAUUUGCUUUUGGCUAUGUAUGUACCCUACUGAAUUUGUCUCAGGUGGGAAAGAUACUGAGGAUUCCGGUGAUUAAGUUCCUUCUUCACUCUGCCUCCUACAUGUGGUUCCUCAUCACGUUGUUGGGAGAGUCCAUCACCAUGGAGUUGUACAGAGACGAAUUUGCUUCUCGUCAGCAGAAUAUUCUGCACAGCUCAUUCCACAUGGUGUGGGUGGUCGGUGGGUUAGCUAUUUCUCCCUUAACACAGACUCUGUUAUUACAUUGAAUAUUGAAAUACCAUAAUGAACUACCAUAAAUACAGUUUGUCCUUUAUGGUCGAAUGGGGAAAUUUACAAUUGGGCAUACAGCAGUUAUCAGUCAAGUGACAGGUCCUCCAUUAUUGUACUGUCUAUCACCUACAGGGUUCUUCUGGUAUGAAUGUAAGGAGGUGUGGAUUGAAGGUCUGCGUAGCUACUUCCUGGACUGGUGGAACUGCAUGGACAUGAUGGUGCUUAGCAUGUACCUGGCCUCCUUCACUCUGCGCGUCCUCAUCAUGCUCAAAGGUCACUUCCUGUGCCAGGCCCCUGACGGGACUGAGGAGUGUGCCUACUUCACCCAGACUGGUGAGAGAAAGAUGCUUUAUCCAACCAGAGACAGGGAUUUGAGUCAUUAUCAUGGUGUUAGAUUUGAAGUUGAAGUUUUACCAGGAUGGGGGUCCAGUCAAUUCAGGAAGUAAACAGAGGAAUUUCAGUUUACUUCCUGUUCCAGAAUUGACUGAAUUGAAAUGGAAUUGACCCCAAUCCUGCAAUACAUGUUCAUGUUUCCUGGGCUAAACUGGCUAAUAUUGUUUGCCAUUGCCCUGUAGUGCGCCAGGACUGGCAUCAGGAGGACCCCCAGCUCAUAGCUGAGGUGCUGUUUGCAGUGACCAGUAUGCUGAGCUUCACCCGCUUGGCCUACAUCCUUCCUGCACAGGAGUCCCUGGGCACACUCCAGAUCUCCAUAGGGAAGAUGAUCGAUGACAUGAUGAGGUAGGAUGAAAUGCUCAGGCUAUGCUGUCCACCGAGAUGUUGUGCAAUAUAUACUGUGAGGUACAGUCUGUCUGUGAUUGUGCUGCUUUCCUCACAAAAUAAACCAAUAUUGGUUGGUUGAUAGAUACAAGUCUCUUUUCUCUCCCAAGGUUCAUGUUCAUAUUGAUGAUUAUUGGAACAGCUUUCCUCUGUGGUAUCAAUAACAUCUAUGUUCCUUAUGUCACCCAACCAUAUCUUGGAAGGUAAAGAAUAUUUUGAAGUACACUAUGCUUAACUACAUAGCUCCAUAAUUAUCUUAUUAAAUCAUUAUGACAAUCAUAAACCUCCCGACCCUAACUCCAUUCCUAAGGUUUAAUGAGACCUUUCGUUUCCUGUUCUGGACCAUGUUUGGGGUGGCCAACCAGGACUAUGUGGACAUGCCCAAGUUUGUGGUGGCAGAGUUUGUGGGCAGAGUCCUUUACGGCAUCUUCACCCUGGUGAUUGUGAUCGUGCUGCUCAACAUGCUCAUUGCCAUGAUCACCAACUCCUUCCAGAAGAUUGAGGUGAGAAAGAUUGCACUCAGGAAACUUGGCUCUAGGUUGGUCCACCUCAAGGGCAGGACGGAUGCCUUUGAAUGGAAGAAACUGCAUUCCACUGGAGCAGAUAGUGUUUCAAAGCUCAAACUCUAGACCUUUAUGAUUACACAGUAAAGUUUAGAAGGGAUUCUAGGAUGGGCCCUGACUGCUGCUUUCUGUACCUGUCCUCUCAGGAUGACGCUGACGUUGAGUGGAAAUUUGCCCGAUCCAAGCUCUAUCUGAGUUACUUCCGAGAAGGUCUCACUAUGCCUGUCCCCUUCAACAUUAUCCCCUCUCCUAAGGCCUUCUUCUACCUCAUACGGUAGGUCAGGGGUCUCCAACCCUGUUCCUAGAGAGCUACUGUCCUGUAAGUGUUCGCUCCAACCCCAGUUGUAACUAACCUGGUUCAGCUUAUCAACCAGCUAAUUAUUAGAAUCAGGUGUGUUAGAUUAGGGUUGGAGUGAAAACCUACAGGACGGUUGCUCUCCUGGAACAGGGUUGGAUAGCCCUACGGUAGGUUAUAUCGUUUGUUAUACAGCCAACUUCCUCUACCAACAAUAGAACAACCUCUAUCUCAAAGGUCAGUUUCAUCUCAUAUUUCGUGUUUUCAUGUUUAUCCCAGGGGUAUUUUUCGUCAGAUCUGCUGCUGUUGUACUUUGAACUCGACACCAGACUAUCCCCCCAUAACCUCCAUGGUAAGAACUCCACCUCAGCUCAUUUGACAUGGUCUUGACAUACAGAAUGCAGACCAAUGAGAAUGUGUCUGUUCUCUUUGUUGUCCAGUCCAAUGAGAAGGAGAUGGACGGUGGAGGAUCAGGGGAGAACCAGAUACCUUACCGCCAGCAGGUGAUACGGGCUCUGGUGCAGCGCUACAUUGAGUCUGAACGCCGGAAGUUUGAGGAGACCAAGAGAAAAGGUAACCCAUAAAGUUUCCUGACCCAGCCUUAGGGCCUUCAAGUCUUCAGUUAAGACAUGUUUCUGUGUUAAAGGUCAGUUAAACAGAGAGGAAGUACUGACUUGGCCUCACACACGCACACUCUGUUUAGUACUGUAUGUAUGUAAAUAGCAUUGUGGUGCAUUCAGUGUCAUUGGUUUGGUCUGUUCUUACGUCCUCAGACGUGGGUAAUCGGAUCACAGAGCUAAACAAGGUGGUGGGCAGGCUGCAUGCUGAGAUGAAGGCCAUCAUGCAGGUUCUGGUGGACUCUGGCCAGGCUGCAGGAGACAUCCCCAACACUGAUGGCUCCUCCAUCCUGGGGAAAUACAUAAUGGGAGCCAAGAACAACUUCAGGGGGUUCGACAACAGGCUGGACAACAAACACACACCUCUGCAGGUGGUUGUGGAGAUGGGAGAAGAAGGAAAAGUGGCGGAAGAGAAGGCUGGAGCAGUGGUGAUACCAGAUGACGAAGGGAUGGAGAUGGAACAUGACAGAAAGGUGGAGAUAGGAAAGGAUGGAGCAGUGCUGAUAGCAGAGGAGGGAGGGAUGGCAAUGGAACAGGAGGUAAAGGAUGGAGGGGUGGUGGUCAAACAGGAGGAAAAGGUGGAGGUGGGGCUAGAUGGAGCAGAGGGGACAAAGCAGGUAGGAGACAUGGAUGUUGUGAAGAUGGAGGAGGGGAGAAUUGAUGGAAAUAAGGGAGAGAGAAGGGUGGAGGAGGUAGUGAAGCAGUCCGAGGAGAACAUGGAAAAUGGAGUGAAGGGAGAGGUAAGAGUGGAAAAGAUUGUAAAGGAGUCAGAGCACAAGAUGGAAAGGAGAGGAGACGGUGACAGGAAGGGGGACAAGGGGAUAAAAAAGGCACGCACCAAUGAGAUGGUGGAGAAAAGGGUGGAGGGAGAGGUCAGUCUGGGUAAGGCAGAAGUAAGGAUGGAAGUGAAAGACAAAGGGAAAAAGGUAGAUAGCAGUGUGGAUAAUACAAUCUGGGACCAAGGAGUUGUAGGAGGUGACAAAAAGGUUAAUGAAAUGGGAGGAUGUGGGAAUGAAGGGAAAGUAGACAUGGGACUGGGAGAUGUGAAAGAGGUAGAGAGGAAGGUCAAAGCAAUGGCACUAAAGGAGAAAAGAGUGGUGGGGAAGAUCAAUGUGGCAGAGAGGUGGACUAAGGGCCAGGGGAGGGCAGUGGAGGAGAAUGUGACUGAGAAGAAGGCUGCCAAGGCUGGCAUGGUGGUGGUGGAGAAUACUGCCAGGGCUGAGGUGAAGACCCAGGGGGAGAAGGUGGUUCCUUCCCCGACCAGCAGCAGCAGCUCACAGGACACUGGCUUCGGCUCACAGGAAGGGGAGGGGUCCAUCGAUGGAGGACCAAUGAGACCCGCACAUCUGAGUGCAUCAUCUCCAGAUUAG